AUGGAUCGACUUCUGCGGUUGAGUGGAUUUCCGAAUUUUGUUUCACGUGCAACUCCAGAGGAUGUUUUGCGUCAUCCAGACACCGGUGAGAUUGUUUACAUAUCAUCGCUUGCUCUGCUCAAAAUGCUUCGUCACGGACGUGCCGGUGUUCCGAUGGAGGUGAUGGGUUUAAUGCUCGGCGAAUUUAUUGAUGAUUACACGGUGAAUGUUGUGGAUGUUUUUGCAAUGCCUCAGUCUGGAACGGGAGUAUCAGUGGAGGCCGUAGAUCCAGUGUAUCAAANAGCGAACGAGCCAUUGCUGUUGUUGUUGAUCCGAUACAGUCUGUCAAAGGAAAGGUUCAUUCUUCAUUUUUACUGCUUAUGGAACGUGACUUAUCUUGUCUUGAACUCGGAGGAUGUUGUUAUUGAUGCGUUUCGAACGAUCGGUAUGCAAGCAAUGGACGUUGGAUUUCCAGAAGGCUCUCAGAAGACUUUCACACCAACUGAGGAAGCACGACAGACAACGUCGAAUCUGGGCCACUUAGUGAAGCAUACAGUUGUUGAAGCACUCCAUGGACUUGGACGGACGUUGGUUUCAUUUAGCUUGUUUUUGUGGAUGUGGCUUGUGUUACUGUUCAAAAGCAGAUGGGUGCAGUCAUGA
Anisakis simplex (herring worm) is the source of this 639-nucleotide messenger RNA. The record is from the annotation of a GenBank genome assembly. Lineage: Eukaryota; Metazoa; Nematoda; Chromadorea; Rhabditida; Anisakidae.